Messenger RNA from Phyllopteryx taeniolatus (common seadragon), 3847 nucleotides. It is a transcript of the gene nr2c2, whose product is annotated as nuclear receptor subfamily 2, group C, member 2. Bases 220 to 2094 code for a protein of 624 amino acids. Gene Ontology annotation, molecular function: nuclear receptor activity; RNA polymerase II cis-regulatory region sequence-specific DNA binding; zinc ion binding. Lineage: Eukaryota; Metazoa; Chordata; Actinopteri; Syngnathiformes; Syngnathidae. Gene Ontology annotation, biological process: positive regulation of embryonic development; positive regulation of transcription by RNA polymerase II; anatomical structure development. The record is from RefSeq and is a predicted model, not a curated record. The transcript has 15 exons.
GCUGUCUGGCUCGCACGCGCCCGUCAGAGGAGGAGUGCGGGGACGCGACGGAGGAAGAAAGGAAAAAAAAAGAAAAAAAACCUCCAAUGAGCAACGGGUCACGAACUAUGACCUUUAACAGCAGAAAAACAAAACAAUUAUUUUUAUAAAUAACAGAGAGACCCGAAUUCGUCGUUCGUCCACUUUUGGAGUCCUCACUAAUGACCUUACAUCGUCAUCAUGACGGCCAACCUGAAUUUGCUCACUCAGCAGAAAGCUGACUUUGAGUAUGAGGCAGAGGUGUCAUUGUCCCCAACAGACUCGGCGAUGAGUCAGUCACCUCAGCGCUUUCAGGUCGUUUCUAGUGAGGCUCCAGCAACAUCACAGCCGAUAAAGAUUAUAACUGACCAACAGAGGGGUCAGAAAAUUCAGAUCGUGACUGCCAUGAACUCUUCCAGUGCUCCAAAGCAGCAAUUCAUUCUGACUACUUCGGACAGCACUGGGGCAGGCAAGGUUAUUCUGACCUCUCCAGACAACCACAACACAAAGCAGCUCAUCUUUACCUCUGCAGACAGCUUGAUGCCAGGAAGGAUACAGAUUGUCACAGAUCCACUAUCGAUGGAGCACUUCAUCGGCCAAUCAGGGGAUCUUAGUCGGUCGCAGACGGUGGAGUACUGCUUGGUGUGUGGAGACAAGGCUUCAGGCCGUCACUAUGGAGCGAUGAGUUGUGAAGGAUGUAAAGGCUUCUUCAAGCGGAGUGUGAGAAAAAACCUGACCUACAGCUGCCGCAGUAAGCAGGACUGCGUCAUCAACAAGCACCACCGCAACCGCUGCCAGUUCUGUCGGUUGAAGAAAUGCAUUAAUAUGGGGAUGAAGACUGACUCUGUUCAGAGUGAGAGGAAGCCUGCUGAUGUUGUGCCCCGAGAAAAACAUGUCAACUGUGCUCCCUCCACUCAAAAGAUCUACAUCCGCAAGGACAUGAACAGUCCGCUCAUUGCCACGCCAACUUUCAUCUCAGACACAGAAACAGAUGGCUCCAGCCUGCUGGACCAGGGGAUGCUAGUUAAUAUCCAGCAGUCUGUUGUGCAGAGUGAUGGAACGCUGAUGCUGACAACUGACUCAAAGAUGGAGUCUGGUCAUGGUGGCCUUGGGACACUCGCGAAUGUGGUGACAUCACUGGCCAGCCUGAGUGACUCUUUGAAACAGAACUUGAAAAAUGGAGAUUCAUCAGAUUGCCAAUAUGUGGAAAGGAACACUACAGAGAUAACACGUGCCUUUGACACCCUGGCCAAAGUGCUCAAUCCACCUGAAGCGAAAAUCGUAGCUGACAAGUGUGUUAGUGAAACGACCUUUCAGCUAAUAGGCCGAGACCAGGAAACUCCGAUCAUUGAGGUGGAAGGGCCGCUGCUCACAGACGGGCAUGUUAAUUUUAAGCUGACUAUGCCCAGCCCCAUGCCUGAGUAUCUGAAUGUACACUACAUCUGUGAGUCAGCUUCCAGGCUUCUCUUUCUUUCGAUGCACUGGGCACGUUCCAUCCCUGCGUUCUUAGCCCUCGGGCAGGAAGAAAAUAUUGGUUUGGUGCGAGCCUGCUGGAAUGAGCUGUUCACUCUGGGUCUCGCGCAAUGUGCUCAUGUGAUGAACCUGUCCACCAUCCUGGCUGCCAUUGUCAACCAUCUUCAGAGCAGCAUCCAGGAUGACAAGCUGUCAGGGGAGAGGGUGAAGCAGGUGAUGGAGCACAUCUGGAAGUUCCAGGAGUUCUGCAACAGCAUGACGAGGUUGGAGACAGACAGCUAUGAGUACGCUUACCUGAAGGCCAUCGUGUUGUUCAGUCCCGAUCACCCUGGUGUUGACUGUGGCGGACAGGUGGAAAAGUUUCAAGAGAAAGCCUUGAUGGAGCUGCAGGACUAUGUACAGAAAACAUAUCCAGAUGACACCUACAGGUUGACUCGCAUCCUGACUCGUCUCCCGGCGCUGCGCCUCAUGAACUCCAACAUCACGGAGGAGCUCUUCUUCACCGGCUUGAUCGGUAACGUCUCGAUUGACAGCAUCAUUCCUUACAUCCUCAAGAUGGAAACUGCUGAGUAUCACAGCCAGGACAUUGACCCCGCGGACUGACGCAUCCUCACCCGGGUGAUUUCGAAAACAGUAUCAAAAUCUCCACUUCAGGUGCCCUUUGUUCCCCAGAGGUUUGUUCAAGGUUUAUAGUUGAAACUGUAAUGAGCAUCCUGCAGUGGCCUCAUUUCUCAUUAUUCACAAACUUCCCUUUUAAUUUUGGGGUAGAAUAAUGAAGAAUCCAACUAAAUACAGUUUAUAAAAGAAAAUACAAUGUAUGUUCAAAUAUGUGUGAGUUGCCUUGCGGUACAAACUAGUAUCUAAUACCUGGUCAUGCGCUGUUCGUGUGAGCAAUUCAAAAUGUUAUUUAACAAGUAAUAUAAAUAUGCAUUGCAAUGGCUUUACUAAUCUCUUUCUCUCUCUUUUUUAAGAUUUUUUUUUUUUUUUUUUUUUACGAUGAAUACAUGUAACCAACAACUGGAAGGAGACCAUCUAUCAGUUUCUCACAUUUGCUCAUGUAACAGCAGCAGACCUCAGUCUUUAAUCUGUAAGGAAAUUGCUUGUACAGUUCAUUGAUAUUAUUCUUUAUGUAUUUAUUCCAGUUUUUAGUUUGAGCUUUUUUUUCAUGCAAUUGGCCAAAUGAGCGGAUUAGGUUGUAUAAUUAGUUUUUUGAAAUUGCCGAACGGCAUCUCUGAAGUUGUGGGUGUGUUUAUGUUGAUGCACACCUGGUUUCUGGCCUUGAAUACAUGGCUAAUGUAUCCCGUGCAAUCGCCUCAUCAACUUUCCCUUUAUGACAAUCAUUGAUUUUUUUUUCCUGGCCCUUUAUUGUCUCUCAACUGUUUGUCUCAAUUUUGUAUGUUUAUUUAUCAAAAGCAUUUAUUUUUUACAUAUGUUUUGCUUUUCAAAUGUGUUGCUUACGUGUACCUAUGCUCCUGUUUUUGUGCUUGUGUUUGCAUUUGUACUCUGCUCAGUGCACAUCAGUCAGCUUUUGUGGUGUUCAUCCACAUCCAUCCUGACUAAACCUUUUGUGUUUUGUAUGUUUUCUGAAAACUACAAUUUGUUCUGAACAAUUUUGCUUGUCGCAUACUAAGUGUACUUAAGUCAUUUUGGGCAGGUUUUCCUUAAUUUAAGGGGGGGAAAAAAGAAUCCUUGGAAGCGAGUCCCAAGUACAUCGUCUUGAAGACUUUAUGCAGCUGCUUCCUGCUUGUAUGAUGAGAUAGAAAAAUGUAUCCAUGAACGAGAAUGGAAAACUAAAUGUUAGUAUAAAAGUGAAUGGUAAUAUUUGGGUUUAAAACUCAUUGAGACAGUUUGUAUAGGUGUUUGUUGGAACUUACCUUUGUACAUGUAAUUUAAUUAAAAUGAGUGCAUGUUGUUUUUAAGCAAUUUUAUAAUGUUUAUGCCGUCUGCCCUGUUAACAAUCAUUUUAUAGUGCAUUGUCGUGCAUGAAGAAGUGGCUCAUUGCAUUUUAUUAAAUGCCAUAUGAAAAGAGUUGAUUUAAAUGUGGUUACUAUGAACACCCACUUGGAAGAUGUUUGAUUUUUUUUUUUUUAUCUUAGUGAUUUGAGUAUUCUCGGAUUAACAUUUUGUAUGACAUACAGUAUGUCUGUUUUUUGUUUUUUUUUUGCUAAUGUAUAUGUACGGUUUUCUUUAAACAGAAAAUUUGAGUUAUUGUUUUACCCAAAUUGAUUGCAACCUUAUUUCUACCUCACUGACGAAGAUGUAACCCAUUGUAUUAACUGAACUCCUAUAUUAACAUUCCAGUCUCUGAGGCUGGCUUUGUUAAAGCCACACACAAUGAAUAAACUUUUCCAUCCAA